Messenger RNA from Brachypodium distachyon (stiff brome), 2590 nucleotides. RefSeq names its product exocyst complex component EXO70H1. The record is from RefSeq and is a predicted model, not a curated record. Gene Ontology annotation, molecular function: phosphatidylinositol-4,5-bisphosphate binding. Gene Ontology annotation, biological process: exocytosis. Gene Ontology annotation, cellular component: exocyst. NCBI's taxonomy places the organism in Eukaryota, Viridiplantae, Streptophyta, Magnoliopsida, Poales, Poaceae. The transcript has a single exon. Bases 232 to 2133 code for a protein of 633 amino acids.
UCCGGCUCCGCGUUUGAUUUUACACUUUAAUUGCGCGGCAGCAACGGGUCAGUUUCCGUCCUGGGAUGGAUCGACGGAUGAUGCAAGCAGGUUGUCACGUUUCCAGACCGAUCCCACCACCACCGUAGCAUGUAUAAGUAGUACACUCCUCCCGUUGGGAAAACCAAAGUCCAGAGAAACAACACACGAAGAAACAACAACAUCGAACGUCGUUUUCCAUCGAUACCAUCGAUGCCUCGCGCCGGCACGCGCACAAGCAGCCUGGCCAUGCUGGCUCGGCCCCGGCCCCGCCGCACGCUCCCGGCCACCGUCGUCGACGACACGGUGGCCUCCGCCGCGGCGCUCCUCGACAAGUGGCACCCGGACGACGACUCCAUCUACUCGCUCUUCCUCGACUCCACCGCGGAGGAGGCUGACGAGUUCCUGCGCGCCGCCGCGAGCCUCCACCGCUCCAUGCUCUUCUACGCGUCGGGCGCCGAGACCACCGGCACCAAAUCACUCCACGGCGGGGGGCAGGGGCUCAUCCAGGCGCAGGCGCUGCUCGACACGGCCAUGCGUCGGCUCCAGCUCGAGCUCCACCUCCUCCUCGACUCCCUCCCUGCCGUCUUAAGCUUCCACCGUCGUGAUGUCGAAGACCAUGAUUAUGACGACGACGACGAUGAUGAUUAUAACCACGACGACCACGAGGACGGUAAUAUCAGCGGCAGCGGCAUCGGCCUGCGAGAGACUUGUGCUCAUCUCCGGGCGGUGGCGGAGGCUAUGAUGGCGGCCGGGUACGGCAAGGAGUUCGUGUCCACGUUCAAGUCACGGCGCCGGGCGUCCGUGUCCGGCACCCUGCAGAGGCUGCUGGGCUUCUCGCCUUCCCUGCAGCAGGCCCAGAUCCCCAAGCUGGCCUGGGACCAGGUGGACGCCAAGAUCAUCCAGCCCUGGCUCUCCGGCGCGCGCGCCGCGUUCGCGUCCGUCUUCACCGCGGAGCGCGACCUCUGCGACGGCGUCUUCUCGGGCGACAACGGGGCGGCGUUUGGAGACGCGGUGUUCGCGGCCAUCGCCGACGACCAGGCCACGAGCGUCCUGGUCGUCGCCGAGGCCGCCGUGGCGCGGGCCCGGCGCGCGCCCGAGCGGCUGUUCCGCGUGCUCGACGUCCACGACGCGCUCGCCGAGACCAUCCUCCCGGCCGUCGUGUCGGCUUUCGGGGAGAAGUCGGAGGUCACGUCGCGCGCGGUGUCCCUCGUGAUGAUCAAGGUCGGGGACGCGGCGAGGGGCAUCGUGGCCAGCUUCGAGGCGGCCAUCCAGAAGGAGCCGUCCAAGGCCACGGUGGCCGCCGGAGGCGCCGUGCACCCGCUCACGCGCUACGUCAUCAACUACCUCGCCUUCCUCGCCGACUACGAGACAGCGCUCACUCGCAUAUUCUCUUCCAAUCAACAAGAGCAGUUCCCAUUCGGGUCCGACACGUCGUCAUUCUCCGUUGGCGGCGGCGGCGGCUCGACGAGCAGCAGCUCCAGCUCGUCAUUGGAUCUGCCGUCAUCGUCCACGUUGAGCUUGGCGUCGAACCCGAUCGGGUGGCUGGUGUUCAUCCUGCUGCGGAAGCUGGACGCCAAAGCCGGGAGCUACAAGGAGGCGGCUUUGAGCUACCUGUUCCUGGCGAACAACACGCACUACGUGGCCAAGAAGGCCGGACCCGGCACGAGGCUGGAGGGUGUCCUCGGGGAGGAGUGGGCGGAGGCGCAGAGGGCCAAGGCGCGCGGCUACGUGGACGUUUACGUGCGGGCCGCCUGGGGAAGCAAGGUGAUCCGCGGAGGGGAGGAGGCUGUGAUGGAGGCUGUGGCGAUGCAGGACAGGUGGGUGGCGGCCGACGAGGAGAUGGGGAACGCGCUCAGGGCGGCGGUCAGGGCAGCCGUCGUGCCCGCUUACAGGCUGGUCUACCGAAGGCAGGGCGCCGCGGCGAGGCUCACGCCAGGGGACGUCAACGCCAUGAUCGGCGGGCUCUUCGGCGGCCAUGCCCACGCCCAUGCGGUGGCCAGUGAUGAGAGCGUCGCAGCUGAUCGGCGGCGGACUUCGCAGCAGCAAGAGGUUUUGAUUCGAAAACAGAAAUUGAAAAACAAGCAGCAGGCAGCAGGUGCAGGUCACUACUAAUUAAGCCUAAUUAUUAGGCAACAAAAUUAGUUAAGGCAGGCUAAGUUACAUGGCUAGGUAGUUUUCAUCGGAGAGGGAUCCCCUGACUGGGACUUUAGGGUCACUCACAGGUGAGGUCGGGUUCACAUGUCAGUGACUGUGACUUUAAGUCAGGGAACAAAAUUAGUUAAGGCAGGCUAAAGUACCUAUCUUGAUGCAUUUUGUAAACAAAUUUGAGUUGAAAAAGAAUUCUCCCGGUAGAACAUAAGUCCCAACGAACUGCUGAACAUUUCACCAUUCGUGCGUGUGCUGCGAUCGAGGCUCAUUUUGUGGUUGCUCAAGUGUGAUGUGCUGACUUUACUAGCCAAACGUCUUCUGCGUUGCUAUGGACUUCACUUUCCACGGCAAAUGUAAUUUUACAUUUUGAUUGCAACUACUACAUUUAUUAUCUGAUCUAUUUAGUCUAUCUGAAUUGGUA